This is a messenger RNA of Hordeum vulgare subsp. vulgare (domesticated barley), 2331 nucleotides long. RefSeq lists its product as uncharacterized. The transcript has 9 exons. Lineage: Eukaryota; Viridiplantae; Streptophyta; Magnoliopsida; Poales; Poaceae. Bases 1 to 2127 code for a protein of 708 amino acids. The record is from RefSeq and is a predicted model, not a curated record.
AUGAGCGUGGUCCUCGCGGUCGGUUCGGAUGAAGCAGACCUUUCCAUGAUUCCGUCCUUGGCGGCGAGGCUGAAGCUGUCUUCGCAGGCGGCUUCUAGUUUCCAUGUGUGCGUGUGCUUCUCAAAGACAAAUCCAUCCAGAUUGGGAGAGGCCAAGAGGCCGCUCGGUCCGCCCCCGCCUCGCGCAACCGCCGUUGCCCCCGCCGCUAGCACCCGUCCACAUCUCCCGCCCGGCCCGUCGCCGCUCGCCUCCGCCCGCAUCGCUCGCUCGCCCGCUCGGCCCUGCCCCUGCCUCGCGCAGCCGCCGCUCGGCGCUCUCCCCCGCACCGCCGGAUCGGCCCAUCCCCGCCAGUUCCGCCGCUCGCACCCGUCAGCGUGCCCCGCUGUCCCCGCCACCGCGGCGCUGUCCGAUCCCCCACUCUGGCGAGCCUGCCGCACUUCCCUGCUUACUCUUCGUAAGCAACGCCGGGCACUCGAACCCGAAUCGCUGGCGACGCGGCGGCCGCAGCUCUCGCGGGAGGAAGAGCGGUGCGUACUCCUCGUGCUCUCCCGGGUGGACGAUUGGGAGCAAGGGUGCGCAUCGGAUCAGGUAUUGCUUCGGAUUUCAGUUGCUUAUGUUUUGGUCCCUUUUGACCUCUUUCGAGUACUACACAUUAUUCUGAAGCUUCUGAAACUCAAUGACUCUGAACUGAAAGAUGAAUUCAUUUGCCUGUCCAUUUAUCAUAUUCAGAAGUUACAUUGGGAUCCUGGUUACCAAUUCAAUGCGGGGAAAGUUGUAAGCCUUGUCACGGAUGACCGACAUAGUUUGAGUAAAGAUUCUGCACAGUUUGGAAUUGUGUCAGGCAGUCUCCUCCAGCUCUUGUGCUCUUUAGUUGAGCAAAGUGACAUGGAAGACAUGGACCGACGAGAUGUAUUUGUGAAACUUGCAGAUGUCAUUCCUAGAUUAGCAUCUUACUUACAAGAGCAACAGCAUAUCCCAAAAAGUCUCUCUCAGUAUUCAAAGCACAAAAUAUUGGUAGUUUUCAUACAUCCAACAAUCUUUUGUUACGAAGUGAAACAAUCUGUAACCAAGUACUCAUCAGCCAUUGCUUUCUCAAUGCAGAUGUUAAUGAUAAGGCUUAAGCCUCACAUACAACAGAACUGCUCACAUAUUGUUUGUUUGCUGAAAUUACUUCGACACCACUUUCAGAGUCUACUCCAUGAACCUAUGUUCCAACAUAGCACUAAACUGGAGAAUUGUUUAGAAGGAUCCCCAUUUUUGUUGAGUGGUGUAGGUUUGGGCGAGCUUCAGGAUAAAUCUACCCGACACUUACAAAGACAGGCUAUGUAUUUGUUUCUUAGUUGUUCGAUAUUCUUGGCUUGCAGUGGAAAUGAUAGUAGACUGAAUUGUUCAUGUAAGAGCGAUCACAAAGGGCAAGGCUGCACUGAUAAUUGCAACUAUUUUGGCUUAUCAGAAAUCUCGGUUUGGUUUCAGAGAUGUUGCUUAGACGAGAUUUUGGACUCAAAAUCAUCAACAGACAUUGUUUUAUGCUUUCUGCAGUUAUAUAUGGAGGAGGACGAUAUGUUAUUCAUCAUUCUCUUGCAGCUUUUGGAUGCUCCACUUAUUUCGUUGGCAAUAGAUAAGAUGGAAACUAAAUGGACGUCUGAACUGAUUGGUGCCAAACUGUUCUCCACCAUUUUUGACCCAGUUUAUAUUUUUCAUCUAUUUAUUUUGCAGCUACACUAUGAUGAUCACUUUGUACUUGUUGAUUAUCUCAUAGCUAAAGAUGUAGGUGUGCAUUAUGCCCAAUAUCUAUUACGGUGCCUACGACUGGUAUCCAGGUGUUGGGAUGCUUUUGUUGACGACUCAGUUUACGAGGCGCAGAUACAAAAACUCAACUGUAAAAGGCAAAGAAUCUUCAAAAAUAUAAAUAGUUUCACUGGUAGCUCAAUGGAAGGCACCAAGUUAGGUUCCGCUCAUUACAAGGAAAGUAAGAGGAAAGAACCACUUUUCCUGAGUGCUAAAGUAUGCCUCCUUUCGUUCAAGAGAACAUUGGAAGAUCUUCAUAAGAAAGAUUUAUUCCCUUACAAUCCAAAGCCUCUCCUUAAAAGCUUGGCCAGAUUUGAGGAGCUCUGUUUGCAGUACUGAAACAAUUAAGUUGCGCGUGGGGACACACUACUAUUUUUGUGGUUGAAUAUUUGGUAAUCAGAUACUGUAAUUUCCUUUGCUGGUUACAUGUGUGUAUAUUGAUUUGCACAAUUCGUCCUCCUUUGGUUGUAUAAUAAUAUAACCAUAGGAACUGAGAUGCAUGGCAUCUCAAAUCCUAUAAGGAAAGAGAUGUCAUUUGAUUCA